This is a messenger RNA of Notothenia coriiceps (black rockcod), 996 nucleotides long. RefSeq names its product V-set domain containing T cell activation inhibitor 1 (gene vtcn1). The transcript is spliced from 5 exons. Gene Ontology annotation, biological process: T cell receptor signaling pathway; regulation of cytokine production. Gene Ontology annotation, molecular function: signaling receptor binding. The record is from RefSeq and is a predicted model, not a curated record. NCBI's taxonomy places the organism in Eukaryota, Metazoa, Chordata, Actinopteri, Perciformes, Nototheniidae. Bases 118 to 933 code for a protein of 271 amino acids. Gene Ontology annotation, cellular component: external side of plasma membrane.
UGUGUGUGGAUUAUUUUUCAGGAAUGGAGGAUAUUUAGGAGGAAGGUUAUGACUUGACUUUUGACUUAACACCAGGAUUUAAUUUUGAGUUCUUCUUGAGACGUUUCUUCAGCAGACAUGGCUUCCCUUGGGCAGAUCAUUUUCUACAGUAUGGUUACCCUCAUCAUUUUAUUCACGGCUGUCAUCAUCCUCAUUUUAGCCCUGGCCUUGACAGUUGGGUCUACGGAGGUUCUGAGCAAAGACAAGAUGGCCAUAGCUAACCUCGGGGAAGAUGCCCUCCUCAGCUGCUAUCUGGACUCAGACAGUCAGAACGCCCGGCUGAAGGGUGUGUCAGUGAGCUGGCAGAAGACGGGGGUGACGGGACUUGUGUACCAGUAUGAGGACGGAGCUCCAAAACUCAGUGACCAGAACUCCCAGUUUAAAGGGAGGACUCAACUCUUCCCCGAUGCUUUACUCUCGGGGAACGCCUCCCUGCUGCUGAGGAGGGUGAGAGGCAGUGACGCGGGGGAGUACUCCUGCAGCAUCAGCUCCUCUGCGGGAGGGGGGAAGGUCGACAUCAACCUGAGAACCGGAGCAUUUUCAGCCCCCUCAUUUAAAUUCUCAAACGGCGUCCUGACUGCUGUGGCGAGCAGGUGGCUCCCUAAACCCACGGUGACGUGGUCUAACAAUGACGGACAGGUCCUGAGUGGAAUCACAAACUUCGAAGAAAACUCUGCAGGGAUUUUUAGCUUAGUCAGCGCACUGCAGCCAGUCAACGUCAGCCAGACCUACACCUGCAGCAUCCAGAACGACCUGGUGACCGCCGUCUCUACUGCUACAGAUUCUGAUGUUUCAGGGAACACAUACUUUAUCUACAGCGCAGCAUCAAUCCCAUUUGCUUCAACUUAUCUGAGCAUUAUGACCACUGUCCUCUGCAUGUAUUCUAUAACCUAAAUACACACACACACAGACACACACACACACACACACACACACACACACACACACACACACACA